Cyphellophora attinorum is the source of this 1410-nucleotide messenger RNA. RefSeq names its product Pisatin demethylase. NCBI's taxonomy places the organism in Eukaryota, Fungi, Ascomycota, Eurotiomycetes, Chaetothyriales, Cyphellophoraceae. The record is from RefSeq and is a predicted model, not a curated record. The coding region runs from base 1 to 1410 and encodes 469 amino acids. Gene Ontology annotation, molecular function: oxidoreductase activity, acting on paired donors, with incorporation or reduction of molecular oxygen; monooxygenase activity; heme binding. The transcript is spliced from 3 exons.
AUGGCUCCAAAACCCGCAGAGGACGCACCCGUCACUCAGGCUGCCAUCGUUGGCGUUCUGGCUUUCAUAACUGCGCAUCCAUACCUCAUCCUUCUUUCUUUACUGGUCUUCAGACCACUGUUCAAACGAUAUGCUUCACCGUUGCGACAGUAUCCUGGCCCAUUCAUCGCUUCUUGCACUCGUCUGUGGAAGGUCUGGAGUACGUGGACAGGCAAAACGGAGCAGCACCACAUCGCGCUCCAUAAGAGAUAUGGCCCAGUCGUUCGAAUUGCGCCCAAUGAACUGUCCUUCGCCAAUCCACAUGCAGCACUCGCGAUCUUUCAAGUCGGCAAAGGCUUUCACAAGACGGACUUUUAUGGCGUGUUCCCGCCUCCUGAGAACCCGGACAUCUUUACCGAAACCCGUGAAUCCGUUCACGGUGUAAAGAAGCGUUACGCCGCCACACCAUAUUCGAUGGCCACCAUGCAGCAGUCAACCAGCCGUAUCGAAGAGACCGAACGCUUGUUGAUUCGCAAGAUGGAUGACUUUGCAGACGGCUUCCAAGUUUGCGACCUUGGCGACUGGCUGCACUGGUUUGCCUUUGAUGUGCUCGGCGAGGUUGCAUUCUCGAAGAAAUUUGGCUUUCUCGAGGCCGGCAAAGAUGUUGAUGGAGCCAUAAAAACGAUCGAUGACUCGCAAUGGUACAAUGGCAUCGAUCCUGAGAACAAGGAGACCUACAAGGACCUCCUCAACAGCUUGAUCGAAGCACAAACCCAGAAUCCUGAUAAGCUUGGCGAGGGCGACGUUUUUGCUAUUGCGCAUGGCGCGAUUUUUGCUGGAUCCGACUCGACUGCAUCCACAAUGCAGUCUUUCUGCUGGAAUGUGCUCAACAAUCCCGACGUCUACAGGACGUUGAUGGACGAGAUCCUGGCGGCAGAUAUGUCCGAAAUGGUCCAGUACAACGAGGCGCAGAACCUGCCAUACUUUCAGGCGUGCUUAAAGGAAGCGAUGCGCCUACAGCCAGCCGUGGGGUUGAACAUUACUCGUAAAGUACCUGCUCAGGGGGCGGAGAUACAUGGCACGAAGCUGCCCGGUGGUGUAAAUGUCGCCGUCAAUGGAUGGGUGCUGCAUCGUGACCAAGAAGUGUUUGGUGUGGAUGCCGAAAUUUAUAAUCCUAGCAGGUGGCUCGUGGAGGAUAAGGAGAAGCUGAGGAAUAUGGACCGCUGCAUGUUCCAGUUCGGCGGUGGUUCCCAUGUCUGUAUCGGUAGACAUCUCGCACUGCUGGAGAUGAACAAGGUAUUGCCGCAGUUGCUCCGGAGAUACGAGCUCAGGCUCGUCAACCCAGGCAAGGUACUGGGACACCACUCAAGUUUCUUCGUGGUGCAGUGGGGCUUGAAGGUCUAUCUGAGCAAGCGGAAGGGCCAGGAUUGA